CUUGUAGCAUGUAACACUCCUAAAUUGCUGAGAUACCCUCGGCCCUAGCGAACGCGACACAUACCAAUCCCAUUGAAUCCAUAGUCGCCCGAGUUAUAGAACCAUGGCGCAAGACGAUGAUCCAACGCGCGACUCGGCGCCCGAUUUGCAGAUACUGGGCGACCAGAUUACUCUUCAACCAAGGAGCUAUGUUGAAGCGCGCCGUCAUGAGGAUCAGGAAGAGCCUUUGCUACAUAACAUGGCCCGUUUUCGUUCUGAGCCUUUACAAUUCCUACGUGAAGUGUCCUUGUACGUUUCCGGUACAGGAUGGCGAGCAUACGACAACGUCAUCGGCCAACCCAUAUACUAUACUGGCUUCUCCGAACAGAUGAAGAACGCCGUCGUAUCCGCGCCCUUACUUCAAAGCCGAAUAUCCCAACUCGCUGAUAGGCGACUGGAAAUCGAAGAGAAGGAAGGAUGGCUUAAGAAGGAUGACAAAGAUUUCGUGACUAAAAAGGCCCAGAGACGGGCUAUAAUAGAGUCGAGCAUCCAGGAGGUCGCAGAAAAAAUGACGAAUGAUAUGAUAUGCAAGUUUGAGAGCAAAACAUUUAUCAGAGGCGCGUAUUAUUUGGUCACGCAAUUGCUUACGAGAGCAUAUCAUCAAGGAAUCCACGUCUCUAGCGAGGAAGUUCUGAGAUUAAGAAAGGUUGCUGAGGUGGCGGAGAAAAAGAAGCAGAGUAUCAUCUUUCUGCCUUCCCACAGGUCUCAUGUCGAUUAUGUUUCUAUGCAACUAAUAUGCUACCGAUUGGGACUGGCGUUACCUGUUGUCGUUGCAGGAGACAAUCUGAAUUUCCCCGUAGUCGGAAGCUUUCUACAACAUGCAGGUGCUAUGUGGAUUAGACGAUCUUUCGGCAACGAUACGUUGUAUACAACUCUUGUACAAGCUUACAUAGAUACCCUAUUGCAGGGAGGAUAUAAUUUCGAAUGCUUCAUAGAGGGUGGUCGGUCUAGGACGGGGAAACUCCUUUCACCCAAAUUCGGCAUUCUCAGUUUUAUACUUGACAGUUUGUUGUCUGGCCGAGUUGAGGACGCCAUUAUAUGUCCAGUAAGCACACAGUACGACAAAGUUAUCGAAACAGAAGGCUACGUUACGGAACUCUUGGGCGUUCCUAAGAAGAAAGAAAACUUGGCCGAUUUUCUGAGUGGCGGAUCGUCUGUCCUGUCAUUAAAACUGGGAAGGGUAGAUGUCCGUUUUCACGAGCCUUGGAGCUUGCGCAAAUAUAUCGACGAACAACUGACAAGGCUCACGGGGUCGCCUAGCAAUUUGAUGCUAGACACGAAAACACCAGAAAAUGCUGCUCUCAAGCAAAAGCUGUUACGAACCAUGGGUUAUAAAGUUCUAUCAGACAUCAAUAACGUGUCCGUCGUAAUGCCUACAGCAUUGAUCGGCACCGUAUUACUUACCCUAAGAGGUAGAGGGGUUGGCAAAUCCGAACUCAUAAGGCGCAUCGAAUGGCUCAUAGCCCGAGUAGGUGCAAAAGGAGGUCGUGUCGCGCAUUUUGGAAAUGCUCCAUUGUCCGAUGUUAUAGAACGAGGCUUGGACGUCCUUGGAAAGGACCUAGUCGGUGUAGUACAAGGCCUAGCAGAGCCAACAUAUUACGCCGUAGACAGAUUCCAGCUGUCUUUCUAUCGCAAUAUGACAAUCCACCUCUUCAUCUCGGAGGCUCUUGUGAGUGCCAGCAUGUACACGCGAGUUAAACUUGGUGGCGGUCCAGCACAUCAGGAAAUUUCCUACGACACUUUACGCGAGCAAGUGUUAUUCCUCUCGUCUUUAUUCCGUGGGGAAUUCAUAUUCCCCGGUGAAGGGUUAGCAGUCAAUUUGGAGAAGACCUUGAUUGGAUUGGAGGACGAUCGCGUCCUCAAUCUUAAGAGGGACGAACAAGGCAGCAUAUUAAGCAUCGGACUUGCCGACGAAGAGAGAGCCGUUGGCAGAGAAAAUUAUGAUUUUUACUGCUUUCUCAUCUGGCCAUUCAUCGAGUCCAGCUGGCUAUCUGCGGUUUCACUGAUGGGACUUACUCCUCCCCUCGGGCAGAAGGAAGAUGGCGUUUGGAUUGACGUUGCGAAGGCGCAAAACACGGCACAAUUGCUGGGUAAGACUCUAUACCACCAGGGCGAUCUAAGCUAUUUUGAGGCGGUGAAUAAGGAAACUUUGAAGAACUCAUAUCAACGUUUCGAAGAGGAGGGCAUCAUUUACGUGGUCAAAUCAAAGGACCCCAAGGUACCGCCUCGCCUGCGACUUGCCUCCGAGUGGGUUCCGUCUCGAGACCCAGAGAAAGCGGGUGCUCUGCAACCAUCUGGUCGAUUAUGGAACUUCAUCGAACGUAUUGCAUCUAGCAGGCGUGAGGGUAAGAAUAGGAGGGAUGGUGCCACAGUCAGUACGCGAGUACUACAUCUUGCAGAUACACUAGGGGCGAAGAUGUUCGAGGAGGCUACAAACCCAGACAGCAAAGCCGAAGCCAAGCUUAAUAAUGAAGAGGCAGCGAAACUUAAGAAGGCGGUUAAAGCAGAAAGGAGAAGGAGAAGACUAGAGGGUAGGGCGCAUUUGUAAUAGAAGCGCUGAUCUGUACAUCUAAUGUAUGCUUGAUACCUUACUUAACUCUAACGAUGAAAUCAUUGUAUAUCAAUACCU
Messenger RNA from Hypoxylon trugodes, 2668 nucleotides. RefSeq names its product acyltransferase-domain-containing protein. Bases 104 to 2587 code for a protein of 827 amino acids. NCBI's taxonomy places the organism in Eukaryota, Fungi, Ascomycota, Sordariomycetes, Xylariales, Hypoxylaceae. The record is from RefSeq and is a predicted model, not a curated record. Gene Ontology annotation, cellular component: mitochondrial membrane. The transcript has 5 exons.